This is a messenger RNA of Labrus bergylta (ballan wrasse), 1943 nucleotides long. The record is from RefSeq and is a predicted model, not a curated record. NCBI's taxonomy places the organism in Eukaryota, Metazoa, Chordata, Actinopteri, Labriformes, Labridae.
CACUUCUGGAGCUAAUAGCAAAGAAUGGAUUCGCACCUAGACAAGGUGGUCACUCAGACUUCAACGGGAACUCAGGGCCUCGGCAGCGGCAGAACACCAGCGAGAAUACCAGACCAGAAGAAAAGCCCUCGGACACAUCAAAACCCUACACAGCAGAUCAGCUGGAUGCUGUGAGGAGGAUAAAACAAUGCAAAGACUUCUAUGAAAUUCUCGGGGUCCAGGCAGACGCCUCUGAGGAUGAACUGAAAAGAUCUUACAGAAAACUUGCUUUGAAGUUCCAUCCAGAUAAGAAUCAUGCUCCAGGUGCUACUGAGGCGUUUAAAGCCAUUGGGAAUGCAUAUGCUGUUCUGAGCAAUGCCAACAAAAGAACACAGUACGACCAGUGCAGCGAAGAGAGGAAGGAUCCUUCGGGACAUGGCCAUGAAAAUGAAAACUUCGAGCCAGAUAUUUCACCUGAAGACCUCUUCAAUAUGUUCUUUGGUGGAGGAUACCCGACAAGUAAUGCUAAUGUGUAUCCAAAUGGCCGGAUGCGUUAUCCAAGGCGAGAGAGGAGAGAGCGGCAGCGAGAUGGAGGCCUCGCUCUCUUCGUGCAGGUCAUGCCCAUCCUCAUCCUGGUUAUUGUGUCGGCUCUCAGUCAGAUCAUGGUCAACAGCCCCCCCUAUAGCCUCAGCUUCAGACCGUCAGCAGGUUACACGCAGAAGAGGUUAACUGAGAACCUGAAGGUGCCAUAUUAUGUGGGGGAGCAGGUCUCCAAAGAGUUGACUGGAGGGAAUCUGAAGACUUUGGAGCGGACGGUGGAGGAUGAUUAUAUUUCCAAUUUGCGCAACAAUUGCUGGAAGGAGAAACAACAAAAGGAGGGCAUGCUUUAUAGAGCUCGCUAUUUUGGAGACACUGAUCUGUAUCAAAGAGCUCAGAGGGCUCGCACACCGAGCUGCGCCAAGCUGUCCGAGAUCACAGCUUCAUUACAUGGAUGAGGCUUUCAGGACUAAAAGUCUCCAGUAUCCACACAAAAGAAAAAUCGGCUGUAAAUAGAUGAGCUUUAAUAACUGGAAAAUGAAGAUGACUCAACAAGCAACAUGAACAAACCAGCACCAAUCUGCAUCAAAUUGACCACAUGGACUGGUUGAAACCAUUUCUGUGGAAACUAAGUCUGUGAAAUAGAAAUACAACGUUUAAAAGUGCUUAAAAAGACAAGAAAAAAAAAAAAAAGCCACUUAAAAUAGCUUGAAAGGGUAUGGACAACAUCCAAGCCCAAGUUCUGACAGAGCCAUGAUGAAGCAGGCCGAGGCCUCUUCAUAAUUUUUGUGCAAAUGCAGUAAGAAACCAGAACGUAGUUGUAGUCGUACGGAUGUUAUUUAUGUAGCAGCUGAUUAGAUACCACAGUGAAUGCUUCCUCUUUUUUUUUCAUGCAGUCAGAUCAGCAGGGGAGACAAGUUUUGGGUGAGAUUUUCUGUUUUUGCUUAAAAUGCACAUUCUGAAACUAUGCAGGAAUAAUGUGAAACCUCUGAUGAAUAUACACUCAUGUCUAGGUUUGUCAGACACUUGAACACCUUAUUUGUCUUCUGCUGCUGUGUGUGUGUGCGUGUGAGAGACAAUAUGUAGAAAAUGUCCCUUUUACACUUUGCCUCUUGUAACUGUAUUAAGGGUAAGAUCGCAUAGUGUAUAUUUAUGGCAUUUCACAAUAGACGCUUAAAGAAGAAAAGACAUAGUCACCCACAAAGAGGGGUGUUUCAGUUUUGCGGCUAAAUGUCUCUGAUGAAUGACUGAUGGAAUAAGUUGUUUUUUUGUCACACUGUUUAUGUUUAUAGUAUGCUAUUUAUUUCAAAUAGUAUUUAUUUAACAAAUGUAUUAUCAAUCUAAGAUAAAAAAACAAACAAACCUUGCUCACUUUUUCCACCCCGUUUUUACUCCCAGAUGAAAAUAAAAUAUGGAUGCUUAAACGU